Messenger RNA from Capsaspora owczarzaki ATCC 30864, 1330 nucleotides. RefSeq lists its product as hypothetical. Lineage: Eukaryota; Filasterea; Ministeriida; Capsasporidae. The transcript has 2 exons. The record is from RefSeq and is a predicted model, not a curated record. The coding region runs from base 183 to 1142 and encodes 319 amino acids.
UAUUUUUUCUUUUAUUCUUUUAUUCUUUUUGUCCCGCAAGACUUUUACAUUCCAUCGUCCUACCCUGGUUUUGCUUUUGACCGAGUUUUCCCUUCUCUCCACUCGGUUGCGUUCACACGCACAGACAUACAGCUGUCACACACACACAUACGCACGCGCAUACGCACAUACGCAGCCAAAGGAUGAUCGCAGGUUCGAGCAUCCGCCGUUCUUCUUCGAAGCCUUCUCGAAGGUCGUUCGCGCUGUGGCUUUGCAUUUUUGCCACCCUUUUCACGACGCUUGCCGCUCCUGCGCUGGCCGCACCAGUGCGCAACCGUCGCCAUCGCGCAAAGCCAUUGCCAGAUGAGAGUUUUCUCACACCGUUCCAAGUGCGUCGGACUCGAUUCGACCAGGCUGCCGAUGGCUCUGUCUUGGAUGAUCGCCGCACGCUGGUUUAUGUUGCGAUCGAAGUCCACAACUCGCAGAUCAAGCUGAACGACCGGAUUGUCAACCCCGAGGGAGCUGCAAGUGAAGGUGCUCGGCUCGACGUCGACGCACUUGUCAUCGACAAGUCCCCAGAGGGCUUGGUGCUCGAGCGCGCAGUGGUGACUGUGUCCGUGGAAGUGCAUGCCGGCUUUGACACUGUUCGGGCAUUGAACGAGGCAACUGGAUUGCCCUCGCUCAGCCGACGACUGCUCGUUGCCGUCCGUGUCCUCGAAAUUGCCAAUGUGCGCGCUGUGCAUGUGGAUUUGCAGCAAGUUUCCAUCCUGUUUGACGACCACGGCCACGAGCGAUCGCGAAGCAUGGUUGGCAUUGGCAUGCAUGACGAUGACAAUGACCAAGAGUUGAGCGAGUCUCCCAGCGAACCGCAAGUUCCCCAGGAGGUGGUCGAUCAAGAUGACGCACCAGGCUGCAACAGCACUUGCGUGUCCUUCCCAUGCCGCUGGACCCGUGCUCCUCUCAUCGUCAAAGUCAUGUUUGUCAUGGGCACUUCUUGCAUUUGCCUGAUCGCUCUCUACUUUGUCGUGUCGCGGCUAUGUUGCAAUCCCGCAAACAAGGCGCGCGCAUCAAGGAAUAACUAUGGCAAGAAUCUUCUCGUCGCGCAUCCGACAGUCCAGUAUACCAUGCUCCUGAAUACCUUUGAUGAAGAGCUCCAAAAGUAGCCUCGGUGAUCCGUGUUGAAACCCUCGCGCUCGUUUUUUUUUUUUUUUUGUUUUGGUGUCCCUCUCGCUCCUCCUCUCUCUGUCCCACCUCUCUCUUUGAUAGACGAAGGUGUAAACUCCUCUCUGUACCUUUAUCUUUGAUAGACGAAGGCGUAAAUUUGUGAAUAUUUAUAAAUCUUUGAUAGACG